Molecule: messenger RNA, 1634 nt
Organism: Galendromus occidentalis (western predatory mite)
Lineage: Eukaryota; Metazoa; Arthropoda; Arachnida; Mesostigmata; Phytoseiidae
Exons: 8
Coding region: 57-1634 (525 amino acids)
Source: RefSeq, a predicted model, not a curated record
GGAUCACAUUGAUUUGAGCGGUUGCAACCCCAUUGAGUCAGAUUCCUCAGCUCCCUAUGGAUUCCUACGGUGACAACAUGCGCGGAGGAGGUGGACCCCGCUACGGCGGCGGCGGUGGUGGCGGCGGCGGCGGCGCCGGUGGAGGAUACCAGCCCCGCGAACAGCAAAACCAGAACCGUAUUUUUGUUGGCGGAAUCAGCGAAAGCAUUCAGAAGGAGGAUCUGGAGAGCGUUUUCUCCAAAUACGGACGUCUAACCAAUGUGUGGGUGGCCCAGAAUCCUCCCGGUUUUGCAUUCGUUGAUUUCGACGACAAUCAAAACGCUUCGGACGCCGUAGCCCAAAUGGACGGUCAGGAACUCAACGGCAUGACGCUGAAGGUGGCUCCGUAUCGAGGACGUCGCAACAACCGCGGCCGUGGAGGUUUCCGUGGUGGUGGAGGUGGUGGCGGACGUGGAGGUUUCGGAGGUCGCGGUUCCUACGGAGGAGGCCAGCAAGGCGGCUAUGGCCAGCAACAAGGUGGUUACGGAGGCGGUGGUGGUGGCGGCGGAUACGGCGGAGGCAGCUACGGCCAGCCAAGAAGCUACGGAGGUCACCAAGGCGGCGGUGGUGGCGGCUACGGCGGAGGAUACGGGGGCCAGCAGGGAGGAUACGCACCCCACGUCUUGGCGAGCGUUCCGAACCGAGAGUUCGGAUUUGAAUCAUUCCUCGAAGGCGACGGUCAGCCGCUCCAAGUCAACGUGACAACAUUUGUGUGGUUCAUCGAUGACAUCGACUUGAUAACAUCCACAUUCUCCCUAGGCUUGAUGGUUCGUCUUCGGUAUAAGGUCCCGAGGGAAGUCUGCGAGCAAUACUUCCUGAUGGGGGAGCGAAUGUGGAUAUCGAGACCUAGCUUCGGCAAUACGAUAUCGAUACCUGGCGAGAGUGUAAAUCGGGUCUGGGUACCGGACUUGUAUCUCGAAGAAGCUUUCGAUGUUCAUUUCAUGAAUCCGCUCUUGAGAACUGAUUAUCUCGAGCUCACGAAUCUCAUCGAUGAUACCUCGACUGGUCAUUGCGUCGGGAAGUACGUGGUCAAGUUCGUCGCCAAAGUCGCCUGUCCUACGGAUCUGACUGGCUAUCCGAUCGACAGUCACAACUGCGAACUUCGUUUGAGGAGCUUCGCCUACGGGCCGGACCGGGUGCGAUUCAGGGUCGCGAACUUCUCGAAACCAGCUUUCGUGCGGAAUCCCAACCUGUUGGCCAAUACCCUCCGAGUCUCCUACCGAGCGGAUCGAUCAGCCGACCCGGGAGAUUCGAUCAUCGCAACGUUCAAGUUCAGCCGCGGGAUCGCCAACGCUUUCCUGAGCAUUUUCGUACCUUCAAUCAUCCUGGUUUUCGUGAGCUCUUUGACGCUGGCCCUGACUCGUGAAGCAACCCUGCAGAGGGUGAAUAUGUCUGUAGUGGUGCUCCUCGCUUUCUACACCGUGCAUAAUGACGUCAAGGACCAAAUGCCGCCCACCAGAUCAGGCACAACACGAGAAUCCGAGAUACGACGGACGAAACAGGGUCAGCAGAUUCUCGCUCUCUCGUUCAGUGUUCUCGUGAUUGUGUACUUGGUACUUGUUUGCCUGGAGAGUUAUAUCAAGAGCUCCGAGUGA